Messenger RNA from Macadamia integrifolia, 1927 nucleotides. RefSeq names its product anthranilate phosphoribosyltransferase, chloroplastic-like. The coding region runs from base 438 to 1676 and encodes 412 amino acids. Gene Ontology annotation, biological process: L-tryptophan biosynthetic process. The record is from RefSeq and is a predicted model, not a curated record. Gene Ontology annotation, molecular function: anthranilate phosphoribosyltransferase activity. The transcript is spliced from 10 exons. Gene Ontology annotation, cellular component: cytosol. NCBI's taxonomy places the organism in Eukaryota, Viridiplantae, Streptophyta, Magnoliopsida, Proteales, Proteaceae.
ACUACAAAGCAGUGAAACCCAAUCCAUUAAUUCAUAGAAUCAAAAUUUAUAAGUUACAGGGACGGAAGGUAUGAUCUGAUUUGGAAUCCUGCAACAUUCAAAGCUUAUAUUCUUUCCUAUAAUCAUUCAAUGCCUCUGUCCCCUUCUCUAAUCAAGGCAAUGUCGGAUAUUGCGCUUUUGUUCAGAAUCGAAUCCUCCGUUUCUAUUUUUGUUUAAUCUUUCUUUCCUGUACAACUUGAUUUUACCACCAAAAUACCAAAAACAUGUUCUUCUGAUCUGGGUUUUAAUCUAAAGAGAUUUGAUUUGUUCGGCUGGUCAACGUAAACAUUCAAGUGGUUCUUCGUGGGUUUUGAUUCAAUCUGGAAAGGCUGCGGAGUAGCUUUCCCAGAGCAAUUCUGCAAUUGGGUUAUCGAGCAAUUUGAAACAAGAAGUUUGUAAUGGCAGCUCUUGGUGUUAGUAUUCCGGCUUUCCAUGCGGGCAUUUGCAGGCCUCCAAGGAAUCCCUUUGGGACCCAGAAAUGUUUUUUCUCUGUACCAGCAGUUCAAAUCAAGCAAAAAGGUUUAACGGCAGCUGUGAAGAGUGAGCCAGGUGUUUUGCUCAGUCCCACAGAUUCAAUAGCAUCCUUCAAGGAGUUGAUUGAAUCUCUGAUAAGUAAGGUAGAUUUAUCUGAAGAUGAGGCUGAGGCUUCUCUUGAGUUUCUGUUGAAUGACACUAAUGAAGCAUUGAUCAGUGCUUUUCUUGUUCUCUUGAGAGCCAAGGGGGAAACGUUUGAAGAAAUUGUUGGAUUGGCGAGGGCAAUGAUCAAACACUGUCUGAAGGUUCCAAAUAUGGGUGAUGCUGUUGACAUUGUUGGAACUGGUGGAGAUGGGGCAAAUACAGUUAACAUCUCAACUGGGGCUUCUAUUCUUGCAGCAGCUUCUGGUGCAAGAGUUGCAAAGCAAGGAAACCGUUCCAGUUCUUCUGCUUGUGGAAGUGCUGAUGUGUUGGAAGCAUUGGGAGUUGUCAUUGACUUGGAGCCCCAGGGGGUAGAGAGAUGUGUGAAGGAAGCAGGCAUCGGUUUCAUGAUGGCUCCAAGGUACCAUCCAGCAAUGAAAAUUGUUGGUCCUGUGAGGAAGAAGCUUCAAGUGAAAACUGUGUUCAAUAUCUUGGGUCCUAUGUUGAAUCCGGCACGGGUACCUUUUGCAGUUGUUGGUGUUUACAAGGAAGAUUUGGUCACAAAAAUGGCUAAAGCACUACAAAGAUUUGGCAUGAAGAGAGCACUAGUUGUCCAUUCAGAGGGUUUAGAUGAAAUGAGUCCCCUUGGAGGUGGCCUGGUCCUUGAUGUUACUCCUGGAAAGAUUGAGAGGUUUUCUUUUGAUCCAUUGGAUUUUGGAAUACAACGGUGUACACUGGAAAGCUUACGAGGUGGUGGUCCAGAGUAUAAUGCAGAGGUACUGAGGCAUGUUCUUUCCGGGGAAAGAGGACCCAUUGCAGAUGCAUUUAUACUAAAUGCUGCAGCAGCUCUCUUAGUGAGUGGGCAUGUGAGCAACCUGAGUGAAGGAGUAACCCUGGCCAGAGAAACGCAUCACACAGGGAAAGCUUUCCAGACACUUGAGUCUUGGAUACAUAUCUCCAAGGAUGAGAGACAGAAAGGGAGAGAAGCUUCUGGCAUGGUCGGUUCAGUCUUGACAGGAUGACAACGCGAUGGUGUUAAAGCUGGGGAAUCAUGUGGAAGACCAUAGCAGUUAAUGCAGGGGGGUGGGGAGGAUGGCAGAAAUCUAUAUAAUCCUGUACAAGCUACCAAACAGAUUAAGAAAAAUUAAGCUCUGGAGAGAUUAUCUCUAGGAGAACCGCAGCUAAAGUCUGCCACUAUCGCCAUUAAAUAAACCAAUGUAACUUAUUGACAUUGACUUUUCUUGGGAUUAUCAAAGUAUUUCUGAUUUGUAAA